Molecule: messenger RNA, 7051 nt
Organism: Orussus abietinus
Lineage: Eukaryota; Metazoa; Arthropoda; Insecta; Hymenoptera; Orussidae
Product: titin
Biological process (GO): negative regulation of protein kinase activity; protein dephosphorylation
Molecular function (GO): cation binding; protein serine/threonine phosphatase activity
Source: RefSeq, a predicted model, not a curated record
ACGCAGCAACAGAAUGAGCGUUCUGUUGGCCGAUAAAGAGACGCUCAAUUGACGUUUAGUAGCGUCGAUAGGUGUGACAUAACCUGAGUACAAAUUAUCGCUAAACAUCGAAUUGUAGCCGGUCGAAUCGAACGCGCAGUCGAAAGAAAUAUACUUUUUGAGGUUAUUCCGCGAUUAGUUUAUUCCGUAAAACAGAAUUAUCGAACCAUCGGUUGGUUCGAUUGCUGUCGAUCCACGUCUUUGGAUCAAUAUGGCAUUGGUUGGUGAUAACGAUGACUAUUUGGACGAGUAUCAGCGACAACUUGAACUCGUGCUGAAUAAGACAAACUUUGACGAACAAGAACUAAUCAGGGUUGAACAUCUUUCCAAUUACCUACGAUAUGACAGUGUACCUGAGGAAGACCUUAUCUUCAAUGUUAUUUAUGCUGCUCAACUCUACCUUAACUGGAGGUACCGCUAUCCAUGGUUGUUUGCACACUUAGUGCACUAUAUCGUAGAAGAGGUGCAGAAGGCCUGUAAAGACGAUCCAGUGAACUGUGGCUUCAAUUCGGAUAAGGGUGAGUACGUUCUGACGAGCCUAGUACGAACAAUUGAGGAUAAAGUAGAUGUAGCCAUCCAAAGAUUUUUGGACGAUGGGGAGUUGGAUCGUCUACCACCACCACCACCUUUGUUACGAUUACCAGUUUCUGCCUGUGCUUUAAAAAAUAAUUGCAGAAAGAUGGAGGAUAGAUUUGUAGUUCUGCGGGAUCUGCACACUAUACAUAGCAUACCGGACGAUACAGUAACAAAUUAUUAUGCUGUAUUUGAUGGGCAUGGUGGAGAAUACGCAGCCGUAUAUUGUGCCUUGCACCUACAACAGUAUUUGCUGAAUAGUAUUCAUUAUCCUAAGGAUCCUGCGCUCGCUUUGCGAGAUGCUUUCCUUAAAACUGACACAGGCUUUGCGGAAUUUGCUGAAAAGCGUAAUCUUAGUAGCGGAAGUACGGCCGCUGUCGUUCUUCAGCGGGAAAACAAACUAUAUGUCGCCUGGGUAGGAGAUUCGCAGGUGAUACUCGUCAAAAGUGGUGAAUACAUUCCGUUAAUUAAACCACACAGACUCGGCGAUUUUGAACGAGAGGAUGAAAAGGAACGAAUAAUCAAGAUGGGUGGUAGUGUCAUAUAUUACCACGGAUGGCGCGUAAAUGGUGCCCUCUGCGUAACGAGAUCAAUCGGUGACGUAAGUCAUAAACAGUGUAUUAUAGCCGAACCGGAAGUCGAGUGCACACUGUUGGAUGGGACGGAAGACUUUGUCGUCAUUGCCACUGACGGCCUUUGGGACUACGUUAAACCGCAGAGGGUGAUGUUGGAAGUUUACAAGUUCAUCUUCAAAAAUUCUGGCAGGGCCGACGAUGUGAGUGGCGCAUUGGUGAAGCUAGCGCGCAGCUGUAACUGCCAGGACAACAUAAGCGUGAUCGUAGUGUUCACGAAGUCUCCCUCGGAGAUCGUCUCUCGGCCGCUCUCGGAGCUCCCUCUACUCCAAGCCGCGUUCGAGGCCGAGUCCGUCCCGACCGGCGACAUGCUCUACGAGCCCGAGGAGGACGGCACGCGACUGGCCAGCCAGCCGGCCAACGGCAGGCGCGACAAGGAGCGUGGCGUCGCGGCCGUCGACGAGGACGACAGCGACGACUUCGGCCCGGAGACCGACGUGGACGCGAUCGACGACGCCGACGCCGUGGCCACCCUGAAGGGCAUCUCGCGUCAGCUCUUCUCCGAGAAGACCGAGGACGAGGAGCCCAACGCGGAGGCGGCCCGCAACGGCGACGCCCCGGCCUUUCCAUAUCCCAAACCUCAACACGAUGUACUGAUCCCGGAGGUGACGGAUAAUGCGGCAGAUAGCGAGGACUCCGAGGACGAGUGGAAUUAUUACCGCAUAGACAGCAACCGGGGAAAGGAGUCUCGAGACGCCGACGAAGAGGCGAAGAAGCGAAAGCCCGACCAGGAACAGGACUAUCCGCGAGCUGGCGAAGAACCGGCCAUCGAGUUAGAACCGAAAGAAGAAGUCCUGUCCGACGACAACGAAAUUAAGGGGCAGGGGGUGGAAGAGAAGGAGGAGUCUCCGCUCUUGGAAUUCGCUACGAAAGAUAUCAGCGUCGAAAGAGGCUCUCCCGAGGACGCCGUCUCGCCGAAGCCAGCCGAGGACCAGGGUGAAGACAUGGACUUCCCGUUGAACCCCAACGCAGCCGAGUUCGUCCCCGUGACGCCAUCCAGAGGGAUACCACCCCUGGUGAACGUGAACAGAGACCUGCUGUUGUCCGGAUCCCCGAUGAAGCAGCCGACGUCGAUGGAGGAUAUCUCCGUGCCCAGCGAAAAGGAAUUCGCCCAGGAGAUAUGCCAGCGUCCCCACGAGGUCGCGGAGGAGUGCGCGAACGGCGAGGAAACGUCCACUGCCUCCGACCUGGUCGACUUCUUGAUGGACAAGCGAAAAGAAGUCACCGGGCCAACGGUUGGUUCCGACGAAUUCGAACUGUCUUCGACGAAGGCCGAGUUUGGCGACGAAUCCUCCACCAGCUUCAUGACCGGCAGCGACCUCUACGGCACCAUGGGUGUGUCCACCAUCGAUGGCUCCUUCGAGGCCGAGACCAACAGCGAGGAGCUCGUUUCCAAGCAUCCCAUGACCAUGUCUUUCACCCCUGGCGACUUCGCGGUGGCUUUCGAGAAAUGCGUGGACCUGAACGCGGUGCACGACUUGAGCGACGUCGAGAUCAUCACCGGCGAAAACGGGGUUAAUAUCGAGGAGAAAUGCGCCUCGCCGUCCUCGGACAUUCAGCUGGAUCUGGUCAACCUCGCGGUGACUGGCUCCACCUUGCGGCCAACGGCGGAACCAUUCGUCAUCAACGAGUCGUCCCCUCGGAUGGACUCGUCCUCCCCUUUGCCUUCGCACGAGGCUCCGGAUGCUCUCUCGGAGACGGGAGAAUCCGAACAUUCUACCUUCGGUCAGCAUCCCGAGACACGGCAGGAUUCGGAAUUGCGCCAUGUAGAACACGAGAAUGAGAAGGAGUUCUCGCAGAAGUUGGACCAUCUCAUGUCGGAGGUGACUUCGACGGCGAAGUUUGCGGGCGAGGACAGUCCCGAUUGCGAAGUGAUUCAGGAAUCUCCGUCUCCACGGGAUGGAAAUGGACACGAGCUGGAAAUGGACGUACAAGAACACGGGGAGCGGGAUAUCGAAGAAAUAUCGGAACGUAAGCUCGACGAGGACCUUCCGCAGGACCUCUUGGGGCUGCAAGAGCCAGCUUCCGGUUUGGCGCAGGCGGUAUCUUCCCUUUCGCUCGAUACGAACAGAUCGGACUCCGUUUCCCCGCAGUUGGUCGAAACGGAAGAGCACGAAGUGGCUUUGUCAACGGAAGAGCGCGAAGCGGCUUUGUCAACGGAAGAGCACGAAGUGGCUUUGUCAACGGAAGAGCACGAAGUUGCUUUGUCAACGGAAGAGCGCGAAGUGAUUUUGUCAACGGAAGAGCGCGAAGUGGUUCUGCCAACGGAAGAGCGCGAAGUGGUUUUGCCAACGGAAGAGCACGAAGUGGUUUUGUCAACGGAAGAGCGCGAAGUGGUUGUGUCAACGGAAUCUACAGACGUGAUUGCCGCGUGUCCUCAAGAUUCGACGUCUGCGACGCAGAAAGCAUUUGACAUUGCUGAGUCCGCGGGAAUACCGGGAGCCGAUUCCUUUUAUCCUUCGUUUGGUUUUAACUCCGCGAGUAAUGAAUCCCCGAGUAAUUUCGAUGUACCCAUUUCGCAUAAUCCCUUCGACGUUGAACCGACGUUGGCAGAGUUCAACGUGAAUGUGGAACAUGCGAGCGAACGGCCUUUGGAGGAGCCAUCGAAGGAGGAUUUGGUCCCAUCCUUCGAACAGAAGGACACCGUGGAAUUUGUUAAGGAACAGGAUUCCAACACGUGCCAGGUUGAAUCGGUCGAGUUAAUAGAUGAUAAAUCCCUUCGGCAGGAGGACGCGUGUUUGCUGCCUUCUCGGGAACUGCACGAGAGCUUCGUCGACCACGAGAAAGAUCUUUUGCAAAACGAGGUACUUGAAACAUCUGGCAUCCAGAUAGAGGAAUCUAUGGUGGAUACUACUUAUAGAGAGUCACCGGUGCUGAAACUGUCCGAGUCGAUGCAAGAGUUUACGGGAUUGGAGCAACAACUCGCUCCUGAAAAGGGCACCCCGACGAGCAGCGUCGCGGUACCAGAGGUCGAGGAAACUCCAAUCGUUCCUGUAGUUGACCUUGCCCAAGCUCCACAAGAAGAAGAACAUCUUGUUACUUCUGAAAACUUAAUCGCGCCCGUAAUCGUACCCGAAAUCGCACCUGAAAUCGCGCCCGAAAUCGCACCCGAAAUCGCACCCGAAAUCGCACCCGAAAUCGCACCCGAAAUCGCACCUGAAAUCGCCCGAGAAAUCGCACCCGAAAUCGCACCCGAAAUCGCACCCGAAAUCCUGCCCGAAACACAACAGCCAGAGAGUACGACAGAAACGUUACCAGAGGAAGAUGCGGCGAAAGCAACAGAUCCCGCCAUCGUUGAUCCGGUUACCGCUGUGGCGGAAACAGCUGCUGUAGUAGCUGUCGCAACCGCAGUUGCAGCUACGAUCACCACCGCGGCGGUUGGCAAAACAGCGAAAACCUCUAAGCCAUCAACCAAGGCCCCGAAAGUCCCAGCGACAACGAAGACUGCGACGAAGUCUACCCCGACCUCGCCGACGAAGACUGCAGCCGCGACAACGACCAAUCGAACGAACGCUAUCGCUCCGACGAAGAAGGUUUCCUCCAGCACCGCGACUCGUCCUAAACAGUUGGACACCAAACCCGCGACAGGUGUGGGUGCAGCGAAGACUUCCGGUGUCAAGGCGACCUCUGCGGCCAAAGCGAGUACCACGACGACGACGACGACCAAGUCGGUCACCCUGUCGACCAAAGCCAAACUCAAUGCCGCUUCCCCUAAAGCUGCAACUGGAGAGAAGCCGGAGAAAAAGCCGCUGGCCAACGGCGACGCGAAACCCCUCGGCAAGCUACACCCCGGCGUAGCUUCGAAGACGACGAGCAAACCCGCCGGCGCCGCCCCCGCGUCCAAGACCACCCUAGUCAAUAAGCCAACGACGUCCGCGACCUCCAAGCCCCCGCUUCAGAACUCGCUGGCGACAAAGUCGAGGCCAGCCUCGACGACCGCGGCCACGAGAACCGCGACCAAGAGUUCAACGGUUAGCACGGUUGGCAGUGCCGUUGCACCUUCCGCCUCCGCUGCGCGGCCGAAAACCGCACCCGGGACAACCGCAACGAAAACGCGCAUCUCCGCUGCCAAGUCCCCGGUGACGGAGAAGCAAACGAAGGAGACAGCCAACAAGCAGAUCUCCUCAGCCAGGGCUGCGACCGCCAAGCCUCGAACCGUGUCCGUGGCUUCCGCUGCCAGCGCCACCGCGACGGCAAGGCGUACUACCGCGACAACGACGAAGACCGUUUCCUCAUCGACCACUUCGCCUAUCAAGAAGCCCAGUUCCGGGUUGAAGACGGCGACGAAAACCUCCACCGGGUCGAAGACCACCGCCAAGGUCAGCGUGACCUCCACGACGAAGACGGUCUCCAAGGUGGUGCAAAACGGCGUCUGCGAGGCCCAGAAGACCACGACCACCGUCACCGUGACAGACAAGACCAUCGUAGAACCGGACCUGCCAAAGAAGGACCUCUCCCCUGUGGCAGCGCCCACUGACAAUCAGCUGAUCGCGACGGCUGACUGAACGGCCGACCCUGAAGAGCGAGCGGAACCUCUCGAGUGCGAGCCCCGACUUUCUACGCCAAUGCGAAUCCCGGUAUAAUAGCUUGUGGCGCCUCCACUGUGUAACGUUGUGGCAAUAGUCUCUUAUAUAUGUGUAUACAUGUUAUAUGUAUAUAUAUAAUAUGUAUUCUAUAUAUAAGUUUCUUCCCCUUCCUCGCACGGCCGUUUUACGCAGACGCGACAGUAGAUAGGGAGAGUACGGCUAAAUCCAUACAUUUCUAUCAUACCUACGUAAUAAAAUACAAAAUAAUAAUAUAUUAUAGAUAUAUCUAUUAAAAGUAACGGAAAAAAAAAAAACUACUGUCCUAUUUGUAACCAGGGAGGCAUUAUUACCUUCUCGUAAUAUGUAUCAUCUAUCGCUUGACUGCUUCGGUGUGCUGUGCGUUUGUAUCGACAGAUUAUAUAGAAACAGGAAAAUUGAAGAAAAUAGAAAAAAACUCGGCGGUGAGACGAGACCGGAAAUGGGGGGACAAGAGGAAAUUCGGACUUUUGUUGUGUAAAUAAUGAGUGGAUAUUAAUAGGCAUGAAUUCGAAGCGUUGCUUCCUUUUCUUUUUAAUAACUUGAGGGGGAGUGCAGGGACGUCUUUCUAGAUCGAGUCAAGGUCGACGAUUAUUACUCCCGUAAUGUGAAACUGGAUGGUCUUUUUUAUAUUUUUUAAUUUUAUAUGUUUACUGUAAUUGAUAAUAAUCAAUCGUUGUACUUCACGGAGUCUUAUUUAUUUUUUCCGUUUGUUCCUAUCUGAAGUUGAGUACAUAACGCUCUAUCACCAUCAUUUAGGUACCUACCGUCUGUGUACAGCACCCUUAUGAUUUAAUGUGAUAUCAUUAUUAUUAUUAAUAUUAUUACUAUUAUUACUAUUACUAUUAUUACUAUUAUUAUUAUUAUUAUUAUAUUGAAUAAUUUCGACCAGUAUGAGGAAUAAAAUUUAUUAAAGAAAGAAUAAAACCGUAAGGAGGUUGUGUUUCACUAGAUGAUCCUUUUUGUUUAAACCGAACAUUGAUUGACACGAUUUUGUUUAUUGUAUGCGCCCAGAUAACACUCUUAUGUUAUAUGAAUUAUUUACAUAUGUUUAAGUAGGAUGUUUCGUCGUUUCCAGAAUAUUCUGCAAAUAUUUAAGACGUACAAUGAAUAUUCGUGGGGGAAUAUUUAGAUAUUCAGAAAAUAUAUCCUCGAGCUGUUACUAAAGAAUUGCAUGUAUAUUACAGGAAAAUUACCAACACACGAAUAUUGUAUACCGAUAAUAAAUCUUCAAUCUUGUUCUAA